Closterium sp. NIES-65 is the source of this 2841-nucleotide messenger RNA. The record is from the annotation of a GenBank genome assembly. NCBI's taxonomy places the organism in Eukaryota, Viridiplantae, Streptophyta, Zygnematophyceae, Desmidiales, Closteriaceae.
AUGGACGUGGACGUGGAAGUGGAGCACGUGGACGUGGGCGUGGAGGACGUGGACGUGGACGUGGACCUGGACGUGGACUUGGACGUGGACGUGGACGUGGACGUGGACGUGGUCGUGGACGUGGUCGUGGACGUGGACGUGGACCUGGACGUGGACGUGGAAGUGGUCAUGGACGUCGACGUGGACGUGGACGUGGACGUGGUCAUGGACUUGGACGUGGACGAGGACGUGGACGUGGACGUGGUCGUGGACGUGGACGUGGACGUGGACGUGGACCUGGACGUAGACGUGGUCGUGGACGUGGACGUGGACCUGGACGUGGACGUGGACGUGGACCUGGACGUGGACGUGGACGUGGACAUGGACGUGGACGUGGACGUGGACGUGGUCGUGGACGUGGACGUGGACGUGGACCUGGACCUGGACGUGGACGUGGACGUGGACCUGGACGUGGACUCGGACGUGGACAUGGACGUGGUCGUGGACGUCGACGUGGACGUGGACGUGGACUUGGACGUGGACGUGGACGUGGUCUUGGACUCGGACGUGGACGUGGACGUGGACGUGGACUUGGACGUGGAUGUGGACGUGGACGUGGACUUGGACGUGGACGUGGUUGUAGACGUGGACUUGGUCGUGGACGUGGACGUCGACGUGGUCGUGGACGUGGACGUGGACGUGGUCGUGGACGUGGACGUGGUCGUGGACGUGGACGUGGUCGUGGACGUGGACGUGGACUUGGACGUGGACGUGGACGUGGUCGUGGACGUGGACGUGGACGUGGUCGAGGACGUGGACGUGGACAUGGUCGUGGACGUGGACGUGGACGUGGACAUGGACGUGGACUUGGACGUGGACGUCGAUGUGGACGUGGACGUGGACGUUGUCGUGGACGUUGACAUGGACGUUGAUGUGGUCGCGAACGUGGAAGUGGACGUGGACCUGGACCUGGACGUGGACGUGGACGUGGUCGUGGAUGUGGACGUUGACGUGGACGUGGACGUGGUCGAAAACGUGGACGUGGACGUGGACCUGGACGUGGACGUGGACGUGGACGUGGUCGUGGACGUGGUCGUGGACGUGGUCGUGGACGUGGACGUGGACGUGGACGUGGACGUGGUUGUGGACGUGGACGUGGACUUGGACGUGGAUGUGGACGUGGACGUGGUCGUGGACGUGGACGUGGACGUGGAUGUGGGCGUGGUUGUGGACGUGGACGUGGACGUGGGCGAAGUCCACGUGGACGUGGGCGUGGAGGACGUGGACGUGGACGUGGACCUGGACGUGGACUUGGACGUGGACGUGGACGUGGUCGUGGACGUGGUCGUGGACGUGGACGUGGACCUGGACGUGGACGUGGAAGUGGUCAUGGACGUCGACGUGGACGUGGACGUGGACGUGGUCGUGGACUUGGACGUGGACGAGGACGUGGACGUGGACGUGGUCGUGGACGUGGACGUGGACGUGGACGUGGACCUGGACGUGGACGUGGUCGUGGACGUGGACGUGGACCUGGACGUGGACGUGGACGUGGACCAGGACGUGGACGUGGACGUGGACAUGGACGUGGACGUGGACGUGGACGUGGUCGUGGACGUGGACGUGGACCUGGACCUGGACGUGGACGUGGACGUGGACCUGGACGUGGACUCGGACGUGGACGUGGACGUGGUCGUGGACGUCGACGUGGACGUGGACGUGGACGUGGUCUUGGACUUGGACGUGGACGUGGACGUGGACGUGGACUUGGACGUGGAUGUGGACGUGGACGUGGUCUUGGACGUGGACGUGGUUGUAGACGUGGACUUGGUCGUGGACGUCGACGUCGACGUGGUCGUGGACGUGGACGUGGACGUGGUCGUGGACGUGGACGUGGUCGUGGACGUGGACGUGGUCGUGGACGUGGACGUGGACUUGGACGUGGACGUGGACGUGGUCGUGGACGUGGACGUGGACGUGGUCGAGGACGUGGACGUCGACGUGGUCGUGGACGUGGACGUGGAUGUGGUCGUGGACGUGGACGUGGUCGUGGACGUGGACGUGGUCGUGGACGUGGACGUGGACUUGGACGUGGACGUGGACGUGGUCGUGGACGUGGACGUGGACGUGGUCGAGGACGUGGACGUGGACAUGGUCGUGGACGUGGACGUGGACGUGGACAUGGACGUGGACUUGGACGUGGACGUCGAUGUGGACGUGGACGUGGACGUUGUCGUGGACGUUGACGUGGACGUUGAUGUGGUCGCGAACGUGGAAGUGGACGUCGACCUGGACCUGGACGUGGACGUGGACGUGGUCGUGGAUGUGGACGUCGACGUGGUCGUGGACGUGGACGUGGAUGUGGACGUGGACGUGGACAUGGACGUAGUUGUGGACGUGGACGUGGACGUGGUCCUGGACUUGGACGUGGAUGUGGACGUGGACGUGGACGUGGACGUAGACGUUUUUGUGGACGUUGACGUGGACGUGGACGUGGUCGCAAACGUAGACGGUUUCGUGGACGUGGACGUGGACGUGGACGUGGACAUAGACGUUUUCGUGGUCGUUGACGUGGACGUGGACGUGGACCUGGACGUGGACGUGGACGUGGACGUGGUCGUGGACGUGGACGUGGACGUGGUCGUGGACGUGGAUGUGGACGUGGACGUUGACGUGGUUGUGGACGUGGACGUGGACGUGGACGUGGACUUGGACGUAGAUGUGGACGUGGACGUGGUCGUGGACGUGGACGUGGACGUGGACGUGGACGUGGUCGUGGACGUGGUCGUGGUCGUGGACGUGGACGUGGACGUGGACUGGACGUGGACCUGGACGUGGACUUGGACGUGGACGUGGACGUGA